Messenger RNA from Cuculus canorus (common cuckoo), 4091 nucleotides. RefSeq names its product general transcription factor IIIC subunit 3 (gene GTF3C3). The coding region runs from base 91 to 2820 and encodes 909 amino acids. The record is from RefSeq and is a predicted model, not a curated record. Gene Ontology annotation, cellular component: transcription factor TFIIIC complex. Gene Ontology annotation, molecular function: protein binding. NCBI's taxonomy places the organism in Eukaryota, Metazoa, Chordata, Aves, Cuculiformes, Cuculidae. Gene Ontology annotation, biological process: transcription by RNA polymerase III. The transcript has 19 exons.
GGCGCGGGGCGCGGGGCGCGGCGGGCGCGGGACCGGGACGGACCCGGUGCGGCCUGAACGCGGCUCCCCCUUUCCGGCGGGGCCGACGUCAUGUCGGGCUUCAGCCCGGAGCUGAUCGAUUACCUGGAGGGGAAGAUCUCCUUCGAGGAGUUCGAGCGGCGGCGGGAGGAGCGCAAGAGCCGGGAGAAGGAUGGUGAAAAUGCAUCUGCUGAGGAAAACGCUGAUGAUGUAGAGGCUCCGUCUUCAUCCAGAAAAGCAUCCAAGAAAUCCCAAAGUCAGGAUGAAACUGAGGGAGAAACUUCAGAUGGUGUCAGUAAAUCUGUUCAUCGGGUCUUUGCAUCCAUGCUUGGGGAAAAUGAAGAGGAGGAGGAUGACGAAGAGGAAGAAGAAGAAGAGGAAGAAGAAACUACGGAGCAACCCACAGCUGGAGAUGUUUUUGUGUUGGAGAUGGCACUUAAUCGAGAGACCAAGAAAAUGAUGAAAGAGAAAAGACCUCGCAGCAAACUUCCUCGUGCCUUGAGGGGUCUGAUGGGAGAGGCCAAUAUCAGGUUUGCUCGAGGAGAACGUGAGGAGGCUAUUCUGAUGUGCAUGGAAAUCAUUCGACAAGCUCCUCUUGCUCAUGAGCCAUUUUCUACUCUUGCCAUGAUCUAUGAAGACCAGGGUGAUAUGGAGAAGUCAUUACAGUUUGAACUGAUUGCAGCUCACUUAAAUCCCAGUGAUACUGAGGAAUGGGUUAGACUAGCAGAAAUGUCCCUGGAACAGGACAAUAUUAAACAGGCUGUUUUUUGCUACACAAAAGCUCUGAAAUACGACCCUACCAAUGUGCGUUAUCUAUGGGAAAGAUCAAGCCUGUAUGAGCAGCUGGGAGAACAUAAGAUGGCUAUGGAUGGCUACAGGCGUAUUUUGAAUCUCUUGUCUCCCUCUGAUGGAGAGCGCUUUAUGCAGUUGUCUAGAGACAUGGCAAAGAGUUAUUAUGAAGCCAAUGAUGUGACUUCUGCUAUUGACAUAAUAGAAGAAGCUUUUACUAAACACCGUAGCCUGGUUUCCAUGGAAGAUGUUAACAUUGCAGCUGAACUAUAUAUUUCUUCUAAACAGUAUGACAAAGCGUUGGCGGUUAUUACAGAUUUUGCAGGAAUUGUACUUGAGAAGAAAGUAUCAGAAAAAAGUGCAACCGAGGAGAAAAAAGAUACAGGGGCAGCAGCAGAAACUAAAGAAGACCAGGAGGCAGUGGCUGAUGACCAGAGUCCUCCAGUUGCUGAAUCCCCUGCUGCAGCUGUGGAAAAGGUCACCUGCUGCAUACCUGAGGGCAUUCCCAUAGACAUCACGGUCAAGCUGAUGGUGUGCUUGGUUCACUUGAACAUCCUAGAGCCGCUCAAUCCUCUCUUGACCACUCUGGUGGAACAAAAUCCUGAAGAAAUGGGUGACUUAUAUUUGGAUGUCGCAGAAGCAUUUCUGGAUGUUGGAGAAUACAACUCAGCAUUGCCUCUCUUGAGUUCCCUUGUCUGUUCAGAACGAUACAACUUGGCUGUUGUCUGGCUUCGACAUGCAGAGUGCUUGAAAGCUUUGGGGCACAUGGAGCGUGCCGCAGAGAGCUAUGCCAAAGUUGUUGAUCUUGCUCCAUUGCAUCUGGAUGCAAGAAUCUCACUUUCAACACUUCAGCAGCAGCUGGGCCGACCUGAAAAAGCUCUGGAGGCUCUGGAACCAAUGUAUGAUCCAGAUACACUGGCUCAGGAUGCUAACGCUGCCCAGCAGGAAUUAAAGCUACUCCUCCAUCGUUCAACACUGUUGUAUUCCCAAGGCAAAAUGUAUGGCUACGUAGAUACUUUACUUACAAUGCUGGCAAUGCUGUUGAAGGUAGCAAUGAGCAGAGCUCAGGUGUGUUUGAUAUCUAGUUCCAAAUCUGGAGAGAGACAUCUCUAUCUUAUUAAGGUGUCAAGGGAUAAAAUUUCUGACAACGACGACCAAGAGACAGCAAAUUGCGAUGCAAAAGCAAUUUUUGCUGUUCUCACGAGUGUUCUGACAAAAGAUGACUGGUGGAACCUCCUCCUGAAGGCUAUAUAUGCCUUGUGUGACCUCUCCCGCUACAAGGAGGCAGAGCUACUAGUGGAUUCCUCAUUGGAAUAUUAUUCAUUUUAUGAUGAUAGACAGAAGCGCAAGGAGCUGGAAUAUUUCGGGCUCUCUGCUGCAAUUCUGGACAAGAACUUCAGAAAAGCAUACAACUAUAUCAGAAUCAUGGUAAUGGAUAAUGUCAAUAAACCUCAGCUGUGGAACAUCUUCAAUCAAGUUACUAUGCAGUCGCAGGAUGUCCGUCACCAUCGCUUUUGUCUCCGCUUGAUGCUAAAAAAUCCUGAUAAUCAUGCACUGUGUGUCCUGAAUGGGCAUAAUGCAUUUGUGUCUGGCAGUUUCAAGCAUGCUCUUGGACAGUACGUGCAAGCCUUUCGUGCAAACCCAGAUGAACCUCUGUACAGUCUUUGUAUUGGCUUGACUUUCAUCCACAUGGCUUCCCAGAAAUACGUGUUAAAGAGGCAUGCUCUCCUAGUACAGGGAUUUUCCUUCCUUCACCGGUACUUGGACCUGCGUGGACCAUGUCAAGAAUCGUUCUACAACCUUGGCCGUAGCCUUCACCAGCUGGGAUUGCUGCACCUGGCAAUUCACUAUUACCAAAAAGUGCUUGAACUUCCUCCUCUCACCUUAGAGGGAAUAGAAACUGAUCAGACGGACUUGAGAAGAGACACUGCCUUUAACUUGUCACUUAUUUAUCACAGCAGUGGGAAUAAAAGAAUGGCUCAAAAGAUGUUGUAUACUUAUGCAGUUGUAUGAUGAGGUUUGGUGGCAGGCAGAAUUGAUCCUCUUUCUAUUCACUUUUGGAUUCUGCGGUGCUAAGAAACUGGUUUUAGGGUACAGCUUUUUCUACAGAAGGUCAGACAGCUUGUGCUGUCUCUGGCUUUAUGGGCUUUUUCUACUGACGUUUGAACUGGAUCAUGUACAAAUGGAAACUGUCAGUUCAAGUACAAUGCUGACAUGCCUAAGUGUGUCUGUUAUUAGCUCUUUUAUGCAUUCGUCUGUAAUUUGAUAUUCAGCCUUGUAUAAGGAGUCAAACAGUGAAAACUGAAUCCUAGUUUGUUUGUUUGUGGGAAAAUUUAUGACGUGCAAUAUCAACUGGUUACCAGUGAGGUUGUUCAAGAAGCCAUGUUCACUGGUGAUGAAGAUUUUUUAAUGUGCACCAUUUAAUUCCUAUAAUAGAGAAGAAAUCCUUUGAGGAUGGAGAACUCGGUAUUUCAAAAUCUUUAAAGUAUUCAAAAUUUUCUAGUUUAUAUCCUGAGGAGCUUCUAUUUGCAGGAGAUUGAUUUCUGUUUUACUGAAAUCAGUGUGACCUUUGUUCUUCCUCUGAAUUUGUUAAUAAAAAAAUCCGAGGUUACUGAUAAUGUUUACUCACUCUUGGCUAACAUAGAUCCUACUGAAUAGCUUAUAGCAAAAUUGAAUGUAACAAGCUCAUACAACUUAUUUAAUAUAUAUUGCAAGUGGUCUAGGGGGUUAAUUAUUAGUGGCAGCUGAACAGUAGCACAUGAUGGUGGAAGCACGCUGCUUCCAGCCCAGCAAGAGAAGCCGUAUGCAAUGCUUACCAUAAAUAGAGGGAGUACAUAGUUACGUACAUGUAGAGAUGGAUAUCUGUUAUGCACUGCAGCAAAAUAAUGCUGAAAAUUAUUUUUUCAGCAAGGUAGCUUGCUGAACAGAAAACAAACCUCGCUGUUACCUCCCAAGCACUCUUGUUACUUACAGCAUUGCAGCUAACUGCUGCUUUUUGCUUUCAGGCCACUUUUAUAGGUAUUUGUGUUCUGUCACCAUUUCACACCAUCGCAAUCAGUGAUUAAGAAACCAGUCUUGUGUAAUUGCCUAGACUAAUGCUUAGAAACCAGAAGCCAGAGAUCCAGUACACAGAUUCCUCUGGCAAUAUUCUACUGCAAAACCGAGUCUGAAAUAUUCAGAAUCCCACUUGCUUGUACAUUUGUUUAAAUGGACCUGAUGGAGAGGAUGGUUGUGGGUUCUUUUAAAGGAUUGUCUUAAAAAUUGACUAACAGUGGGGCAUUACU